UUUAUGCUUCAGCUUUCUUAUUUAUGAGCUCCAGUCCACCCCCCCCAGGACCCCUCUAGGACGGUGUGACCGCGUAAAUGAAGUGUGAAGACGACAUGGGAAGCCCCGCGUACCCGAGAUGACCGAUGAUUUGGUCCAAAUAAUCGCUUCUUUUUGUCGCCAGAGAGGGAAACUUAAAACAAGGCUUGUUUUUGGAGUUCCACCUCCCCUCCUCUCUCCCCGUAGGAUUUGAUUCAAAGGCGAAAACCAAGAUGGCCGCCGAUUCCGUGCAGGGGGAUGCCAGGGGCCAGCUGGUGGCGGAGCGACUGGGUCUGGGACACAACCUGGACCUGUCCGACACCAUGGUCCAACAGAAGCUGGACGAGAUCAAGGAGCAGAUCCGCCGUGAGAUCCGCAAGGAGCUGAAGAUCAAAGAAGGUGCAGAGAACCUGCGCAAGGUUACCACAGACAAGAAGAGCCUGGCUUAUGUCGACAACAUGCUGAAAAAAUCUAACAAGAAGGUUGAGGAGCUUCACCAGGAGCUGCAAGAGCUCAACGCCCACAUUGUGGUCAAAGACCCUGAAGAACUGCUAGAAUGCCCUUUGACCCCAGAUACCCCCAACAGUGAGGCAAGAAUGUGCACCAGCAGCAGCCGCCUCGCUGCCCUGAAAAGACAGAAUGACAUCGAGCUCAAGGUCAAACAGGGUGCUGAAAACAUGAUUCUGAUGUACUCCAACGGUCCCUCCAAGGAUCGUAAGUUGCUAGCGACUGCACAACAGAUGCUUCAGGACAGCAAGACAAAAAUCGAGUUCAUCAGGAUGCAGAUCCUCAAGGCCAGCCAGGCCAGCGAGCUGAGCUUCGAAAAUAAUGAUGUGAUGGACAAGCCCAUCAUCAGCCCGUUGGACCUGCGGGUGGAGGAGCUGUGCCACCACGCCAAGAUAGAGUCCGCUGUGGCCGAAGGAGCCAAGAACGUCAUGAAGCUCCUGGGCUCGGGAAAAGUCACAGAAAAAAAAGCGCACUCAGAGGCCCAGGCUCGUUUUAACGAAUCCAGCCAAAAGCUCGACCUCCUGCGAUAUUCCUUGGAGCAACGCCUCAACGAGUUGCCUAAAAACCACCCUCGCAGCAACAGCAUCGUGGAAGAGUUGUCACUGCUCUCCUCACCAGCCCUCAGUCCCAGAUCCAGCAUCAUCUCCACACAGAACCAGUACAGCACCGUGACGAAGCCCGCCGCACUCACAGGCACAUUAGACGUCAGGCUCAUGGGCUGUCAGGACCUUUUGGAAAAUGUCCCGGGCCGUUCCAAAGCCGCGUCGGUCCCGCUGCCCGGCUGGAGCCCCAGCGAGACGCGCUCGUCCUUCAUUAGCCGAGCAAACCGAAACCGUGGCGUGAGCUCGCGGAACCUGACAAAGAGCGAGGAGCUCUCCAAUGAGAUCAGCGCAGUGUUGAAGCUGGACAACACAGUAGUCGGCCAGACGAGCUGGAGGUCGGUUAGCAACCAGGCCUGGGACCAGAAGUUUACAUUGGAGCUGGACCGGUCUCGUGAGCUGGAGAUAUCGGUUUACUGGCGUGACUGGCGUUCGCUCUGCGCUGUCAAGUUCCUGCGGCUGGAGGACUUCCUCGACAACCAGCGUCAUGGGAUGUGUCUGUACCUGGAGCCACAGGGGAUGUUGUUUGCUGAGGUAACAUUUUUCAAUCCUGUCAUUGAGAGAAGACCAAAGCUGCAAAGACAAAAGAAGAUUUUCUCAAAGCAGCAAGGUAAAACCUUCCUGCGAGCCCCCCAGAUGAACAUCAACAUUGCCACCUGGGGCCGCCUGGUGAGAAGAGCCAUACCGACCGUCAGCACCAACUCCUUCAGCCCGCAGGCGGCUGAGACUGGGCCCAGCAGCCUUCCCGGUUCACCCACACCCAGCAGCGACCCACUGGUGACUAAGCUGGACUUCGACAAAGAGCCCACCCCAGGACCCAAACACUACCUGGCACCGGACAGCAUCCGAGAACCGCUGGUGCAGGAUAAGAUGCCCAACAAGGAGGAAGUACAGGAUGCACUCGCCUCGUUUGACUUCUUGAACAAGAGAAACAGCAUAGCGGUGAAGCCAGACCUGGACAGAGUGGUGGAGCAGGAGAUCCAGCAUCCGGACCUGGAGCUCACCGCCAUCCAGAAAGACGCAGAGAUAAGGGAAGAAGAGCAGUUCCACUUCAGUCUGCAGGACUUCAAAUGCGUGGCAGUCCUCGGACGUGGUCACUUUGGAAAGGUGUUGUUAGCAGAAUAUAAAAGCACGGGGGAGAUGUUCGCUAUCAAGGCUCUGAAGAAAGGAGACAUUGUGGCUCGAGAUGAGGUGGACAGUCUGAUGUGCGAGAAGAGGAUUUUCGAAACGGUGAACAGCGUCCGCCACCCGUUCCUGGUCAACCUGUUUGCGUGUUUCCAGACGCAGGAGCAUGUUUGUUUUGUCAUGGAGUACGCAGCGGGAGGCGACCUGAUGAUGCACAUCCACGCUGAUGUUUUCUCUGAGCCCAGGGCCGUAUUUUACGCAGCCUGCGUCGUAUUGGGAUUACAGUUCCUACAUGACCAUAAGAUUGUGUACAGAGAUUUGAAGCUGGAUAACCUGCUCCUGGAUACAGAGGGAUAUGUAAAGAUUGCUGACUUUGGGCUUUGCAAAGAAGGAAUGGGUUUUAGGGACCGCACCAGCACAUUUUGUGGCACACCAGAGUUUUUAGCUCCUGAGGUUUUGACUGAGACGUCGUACACUCGUGCUGUGGACUGGUGGGGCCUGGGCGUCCUGAUCUUUGAGAUGCUGGUCGGGGAGUCGCCCUUCCCAGGUGACGAUGAGGAGGAGGUGUUUGACAGCAUUGUCAACGAUGAAGUCCGCUACCCACGGUUCCUCUCGACCGAGGCCAUCUCCAUCAUGAGGAGGCUUUUGAGGAGGAGUCCAGAACGACGGCUGGGAGCAGGAGAAAGGGACGCAGAGGAGGUUAAGAAACAUCUAUUCUUCAGGAACAUGGACUGGAACGGACUGUUGGCCAAGAAGGUGAAGCCGCCGUUCGUGCCAACCAUUCAGGGCUCCAACGACGUCAGCAACUUCGACGAUGAAUUUACCUCAGAGGCUCCGAUCUUAACCCCGCCCAGGGAACCCCGAGCGCUGAACUCCGACGAGCAGAACAUGUUCUCUGACUUUGAUUACAUCGCUGACUGGUGUUAGCUUCACCGGACCCCCGUCUAUACACACAUGCACACACAUGCACACACACACACACACACACACACACACACACACACUGUGAACCAACCAACACAGCUAUGACUGUAGCUCACAUCAUUUUAAAACUUUUCUCUUCCUCCAAAAUGUUGAGGAGGAGCAGGGAACGGGGCUCCACGAGCCUCCGGACGAACGCUCUGUGCCAUUGAGAAGAAACUCCAGAAGCCUCCCGAGGACCCCCACUUAUUUUUUUAAUCUACAUGAAGAACUUUUUUUUUUUCUUAAGGAAAAAGAAAACAAAUUGAACUCUGUUGUUGGAGAGUGAAGGAGGAGGGAUGCUUCGUCCUCCGGCACGUUGUCGUCAUGUCCGUUGUCUGACCACUGAGAAUGUUUUUCAUACGAACUCCGAGAAGACGGCAACAUCACAAUCGCGUUAUUCAGUGUCACUGUCUUCAGCUUUUUGAUCUGUACAGAUUAUAUUCAGUCGUAUUUUAUUGUCGUGUGUCUUUAAUUGCAAAGCCCUCGCCAUAGCUUAAGGACAUUUUUAUCUCACUGUAAAGUUUGACAUUGUUGCCACGAUCACGUCUGAAACUGGUGUUCGGUGCAUUACAAGUGCCCUCAGCAUCUAUCACUGAACGGUCAGCUACAACAAACAUCUUGACUACUACUGCUGCUUCUUGACUUGAAAUCCCAGUAAGAGUCUUCACACUACAUUUUUUUUCCACGUAGGGGCCCAGUUUUUGUCCACAACCUGUGUUUCAACCUCACUUUGUAUGCCUGCAUACAACAACCCACACAACAACAAGCUUCAGCAUAAAACAGCAGUGCAUGCAGUGUUACACACUGCUUAAACUGUUAAACUAAUUGCCUUCACUUAGGUUUAUUUGGAAAUGAGUGCAUACUUAAAAAUGCCUUUUGGUCAAAGGAAAUAAUGCAAAAUGUUUCAUAUUUUUUUCAGUCUGAUGCCCUCUAGUGGCUCAGCAGCUUGAGGAUGAUAUUCAGCUGAACUGAGUUUUGAAGCUGCAGGAGCAGCUUGGGGCUGCAGUAUCUUUUGGAGCAAUGACAUCAAACCAUAACAAUAAAUUAUUUUUUCAGAGCUGAGUUCAGCUGGA
Chelmon rostratus (copperband butterflyfish) is the source of this 4285-nucleotide messenger RNA. RefSeq names its product protein kinase N2a (gene pkn2a). Gene Ontology annotation, molecular function: protein serine/threonine kinase activity; small GTPase binding; ATP binding. Bases 252 to 3176 code for a protein of 974 amino acids. The transcript is spliced from 23 exons. Gene Ontology annotation, biological process: protein phosphorylation; signal transduction. Lineage: Eukaryota; Metazoa; Chordata; Actinopteri; Chaetodontiformes; Chaetodontidae. The record is from RefSeq and is a predicted model, not a curated record.